UUGUUGGGAAACCCAGAUGAUGGGACUUUAUUAUUAUUAUUACGGCUAUUUGCAAGCCUUGCAGUUACUAGCCUGGACUCUCCCCUCGAUGACAUUCGCUUCCUUCACGGAUGAAACCUUAGAGAGAGCCGCCAAAUCCGAAGGAUAUUGCAGCCGGAUCCUGCGAGCCCAAGGCACUAGGCGAGAAGGAUAUAAUGAAUUUAGCCUCCGCGUGGAAGGCGAUCCGGAAUUCUACAAGCCGGGAAACAGUUACAGGGUCACUCUUUCUGCUGCCACUCCAGCCUACUUUCGUGGAUUCACCCUAAUUGCUUUAAAAGAGGGCAAAGAGGGAGACAAAGAAGAAGACCACGCAGGAACCUUUCAGAUUAUUGAUGAAGAAGAAACACAGUUCAUGAGUAAUUGUCCUGUGGCUGUUACUGAAAGCACGCCAAGGAGAAGGACGCGUAUUCAAGUUUUUUGGACAGCGCCUCCUUUGGGCACAGGCUGCGUAAUUUUGAAGGCAAGCAUUGUGCAAAAGAGAAUUAUUUAUUUUCAAGAUGAGGGAUCUCUUACCAAGAGGCUAUGUGAACAAGACUCCACCUUGGAUGGUGUGACUGAGAAACCAAUCUUAGACUGCUGUGCUUGUGGAACGGCUAAAUAUAGGCUUACCUUUUAUGGAAAUUGGUCAGAGAAGACACACCCAAAAGAUUAUCCACGGCGAGCCAACCAUUGGUCUGCAAUCAUUGGUGGAUCACAUUCAAAGAACUACGUACUCUGGGAAUAUGGAGGUUAUGCAAGCGAAGGGGUCAAGCAGGUAGCUGAGCUGGGAUCUCCAGUAAAAAUGGAAGAAGAAAUUCGGCAACAGAGUGAUGAGGUUUUGACUGUCAUCAAAGCAAAAGCACAAUGGCCCGCCUGGCAACCACUAAACGUGAGAGCUGCGCCCUCUGCUGAAUUUUCUGUGGACAGAACACGCCAUCUGAUGUCUUUCCUUACCAUGCUAGGGCCCAGUCCAGACUGGAAUGUAGGAUUGUCAGCUGAGGACUUGUGUACCAAAGAAUGUGGGUGGGUCCAAAAGGUCAUUCAAGAUCUGAUACCAUGGGAUGCCGGCACUGACAGUGGAGUUACCUAUGAGUCACCCAACAAACCAACAGUGCCUCAAGAGAAGAUAAGGCCUCUCACCAGCCUUGAUCAUCCCCAGAGUCCCUUUUAUGACCCAGAAGGAGGUUCCAUUAAGUCGGUAGCCAGGGUUGUCAUAGAAAGGAUUGCACGGAAGGGAGAACAGUGCAAUAUUGUUCCUGAUAACGUUGAUGACAUUGUCGCAGAUCUUGCAGCAGAAGCUUCGGAAGAUGAAGAUGACACUCCAGAAACCUGCAUCUAUUCAAACUGGUCCCCAUGGUCAGCCUGUAGCUCUUCCACUUGUGAAAAAGGGAAACGAAUGAGGCAGAGAAUGCUCAAAGCUCAGCUGGACCUCAGUGUGCCUUGUCCAGAAACUCAGGACUUCCAACCAUGUAUGGGUCCAGGCUGUAGUGAUGAAGAUGGUUCCACGUGCAUGAUGUCUGAGUGGAUAACCUGGUCCCCCUGCAGUGUGUCCUGCGGCAUGGGAAUGCGAUCGAGAGAAAGAUAUGUGAAGCAGUUCCCUGAUGAUGGCUCUAUGUGCAAAGUGCCUACUGAAGAAACAGAGAAAUGUAUUGUAAAUGAGGAGUGCUCUCCUAGCAGUUGCCUGGUGACAGAAUGGGGGGAGUGGGAUGAGUGCAGUGCCAGCUGUGGCAUGGGAAUGAAGAAGCGGCACCGAAUGAUCAAGAUGACUCCUGCCGAUGGAUCCAUGUGCAAGGCAGAAGUCACAGAAGCAGAGAAAUGCAUGAUGCCCGAGUGCCAUACCAUACCUUGUAUGCUAUCUCCUUGGUCUGAGUGGAGUGACUGCAGUGUAACAUGUGGGAAGGGGAUGAGGACACGACAGAGGAUGCUGAAAUCUGCGGCUGAGCUUGGAGACUGCAAUGAGGAGCUGGAGCAAGUAGAGAAAUGCAUGUUACCAGAGUGCCCUACUGACUGUGAAUUAACUGAGUGGUCCCAAUGGUCAGAAUGCAAUAAGUCUUGUGGAAAAGGUCAUAUGAUCAGGACAAGAAUGAUUGAAAUGGAGCCCCAGUUUGGAGGAGCGCCAUGCCCAGAAACAGUACAGCGCAAGAAAUGCAGAAUAAGGAAAUGCUUGAGAAAUCCCAGUAUUGAGAAAAGGCGCUGGAAAGAGCCUCGGGAGAAAAGGAGAAGCGAGCUAGUAAAAGAAGAUGUUGAUGGUGAGCAAUUUCCAGGUUGUAAGAUGAAACCAUGGACUGCUUGGUCAGAAUGUAGCAAACUCUGUGGGGGUGGAAUCCAGGAAAGGUUCAUGACAGUAAAGAAGAGAUUCAAAAGUACUCAGAUCACCAGUUGCAAAGAUAAGAAGGAAUUAAGAGCCUGCAAUGUUCACCCUUGUUAGCAAAACCGGAGGCUUUUGAAUAAUGCACUCUGAGAUAAAUGUAAAAUCAACCUUGAUUUGAUUUUUUUUUUAAAAAAGAUAUAAAUUGUGUAUAUUAGUCUUCAUUUUUGCAGUGUGGUUUGCUUAUUAGUCUUGCUGGUGCAAGAAAUAUAUUUUAUAAAUAUUUCCUCACAACAGAAUGCUGAGAGUUGCUCCAGCCAGCCCUUAAUGCAUAAAACUAGUGACGUCAUUGUGAAAUCCUAUAACCCGGAAAUUAUAAACAUCUCUGUGGACAUACCAUGGUCAUAGAAAUAUUCCCUGUAAAUACAUGGGAUGCAUGCAUACAUGACAUUGCAAUCUUAACUAUCUAUUUGGAUCCAGUUUCAGAAUAUCCAAAGCAGUGCCUCUGUGAUUACAAAACUGUGCCAAGGAAUUUUUUCAAUAAUGCUGGUUCAAUAAUACUACAGGUGCAUAUUUAUCUUUACCAUCAUGAUGUAAAAACUGUAUUUAUAGCAAUUCUCUGACACAUUCUUCUUCCUUCCUGAAAAUGCUAGGGCCCCCAAUAAAAUAGCCCUUUUGUUCUUCCCACAUUGAAAAGGGAAAGCACAUUUAAGUGAUUCACAUAUGAAUAGCCCAGUGCAUGUCACAUGUAAACUAGCCAGCCGGCACAUCUUUGCACAAGAGCCUGUGCUGCUGGGUGGUCAAGAACAGACAGGUGAACUCUCUCCAUGCAGCUUGGGUAAAUGAUCCUCAGGAGCUUCAGAGGAAGCCAUGGACUUCAAGAAGCGGAAUCAACAUAAAUGUACAAUGUAUUGCUUAAAUAUCCACUACAGCAGAGAAUUUGUGCACUCUUAAGUUUUGAAGUAUCUCAGACCUCAUACUGCAGAGAAACACCAAAGAGGAACAGAAAGAUUAGAUUUCUCCUCUUCAUUUCAGAAGCUGUCUUUGCUUUUUUCAGACACAAUACAAUAACAUUUUCACAUCAGCCUUCCAUUGCAGAUUUCAUUGCCACUUUCUUUUGUUUCUCUUCAUUUGCCUGUCAUGUUUCUCAAUCAGUAUAUGCAAAAAUAGCUGUCCAUCAGAAUAAGGAUUGGCCCUCGAAUAAAUUGUGUUCUCAGUAAAGAUUUGGAUUAGCUCCUCCAUUGAUCGCAGCCAACCAAAAGACAGCAGCUAUGAGAGGAACCGAAGUGGAACUAUAUUGUUCUUGUGAGAUUUUACUUAAAUGAUGUUUGGUUCUCUUUGGGUUUGUCACAUUGAACUCAAGAGGAUCCUCUAUAGAAGGAAAGCUAUUUCUUUCUAUCAGUCAUACACACUACGUUAUUUACCACUUGCAAGUAGCCUCCCAAAUUCUCACUAUUUUUCUUCUGAUAGGCUUCUUCAUCCCAGUUUUCAGACUCAGAACUCAGGUUGGCUUGUCAAGGGCAUACGUUUAUCAGAGUUAGGUCAUACCUGUGGAAAUUUAUUUUCUAGUGUAGCACUGCUAUGAGGGAAACAGGUCUGAAAUCAAUUCCGUUGUGAAUAGGCCAAAAGCAAUGGAGGGCCAAGGGCCAGAACAAAGGGGUCAAGAGUCCUGUGUGGUGCUGUAAAAUACUGAACAGGAAUAUCAUAAAGGAACUAGCACCAGUGUUCCCUCUAAGCUGAGUGAGUGUGAGCUAGCUCACAGUUUUUUAGCUUCCG
Molecule: messenger RNA, 4102 nt
Organism: Gekko japonicus
Lineage: Eukaryota; Metazoa; Chordata; Lepidosauria; Squamata; Gekkonidae
Gene: SPON1
Product: spondin 1
Exons: 16
Coding region: 17-2446 (809 amino acids)
Biological process (GO): cell adhesion
Cellular component (GO): extracellular matrix
Source: RefSeq, a predicted model, not a curated record